Messenger RNA from Trichobilharzia regenti, 1541 nucleotides. The record is from the annotation of a GenBank genome assembly. NCBI's taxonomy places the organism in Eukaryota, Metazoa, Platyhelminthes, Trematoda, Strigeidida, Schistosomatidae.
GGUUAAACAAAAAGCAGCGACCCGAUCCAACAUCAUGAUAAAUACAAAAUCCCAAAAUUUCAUGCCGGAUCGGCCGUGGCCCGGAUUAACAACGACCGCGCUUCCUGCUGCCGUGUCACAGGGCAGGAGUGAUAAGUAUGCUACUGAGGCACACCAAACAAAAGAGAACAAACAAAAACAGGCCGCGUGUGACCGGCCUCAAGCAGUUGUCCCCUGGGCUCUGCGGUCACGCAACCAACUUCCACGGUGUGGGCAGCCGGGAAGUAACAAUCGCCCUCACAAUCCGAAAUGCACACGAAACCUCUCUAAUCCUCACUUAUCUUUGUCUUCAUCUUCAUCUCUAUCACCUUGCCUUCCUUCCACUGAUGCAACUCCUCUACUUGAUAGCUCCUCACUUCCUCUUCACUCUGCGUCCACUAAAAACGAUGGAAGCCAAAAAACCACCACCGACAGCCUCCUAAAGCCACGCCACCAAUUUCAUAUAGGAGCUUUUAAUGUUAGGACACUUUGCCAAAUAGGACAACAAGCAUCACUAGCCAAGACCCUGGCAUCCCGAGCCAUUGAUGUAUGCUGUGUUUCAGAAACACGCAUACAAGACCCAAGUGUGGUUAUUCACCUAACCCCACCUGGCCAACAGGUUGAAUCUGCAAAAUUCACCUUGAGGGUGUCAGGAGAUGCCACAGCUAGUUCACGAGGAUUAGCUGGUGUAGGGAUAGCUUUGAGUACUAGGGCAGAAAAGACAUUGCUUGACUGGAUCCCGGUAGAUAGCCGAAUGUGUGCUGUCCGUCUGAACGGAUCAGUAAGAAGGAGAAAGGACUGCACUACUCGCCGAUGCCUUUUCGUAAUCUCCGCCUACGCCCCCACUGACUGCAGUUCAGAUGAAACGAAGGAUGAGUUCUACCAAAAGCUGUCUAGUUUGGUGCGAAAGGCUAAACGCUCAGACAUAGUCGUUCUAGCUGGUGACUUUAACGCUCAAGUAGGGAAAUUGUGUCAAUCUGAGAAGGAUGUCGGUGGCACCUAUGGAGUUCCGUGCCAGCGAACCGACAACGGUGACCGUCUCCUACAGUUCUGUUCUGAUAAUCAUUUGUUUCUUGUAAGCACUAACUUCAAACACAAGGAGAGACACUGUUUGACUUGGAGACCCCUUCAUCAAACCAACGCUGGACACAAAUAGACCACAUAGCAAUAAGCUAUCGUUGGCGUGGGUCGGUAGGAGAUUGUCGCUCCUUCUGGAACACGUGCGUAGAUACCGACCAUGCACUGGUCCGCGCUCGGGUGUGCUUACGACUGAACGGACGUAGGAAACAGCUGGCGGUAAAACCAUCACGUCCCCAGCUCGAUCAGGAAACUAAAUCCGUAUUUGAGGAAGAACUAGCUAAACACAUAUCUGUGUUCGACAGCUGUGCUCACCCUGAAGAAGCUUGGAAGAAUAUCCAGGCAGCCAUAGAUACAGCUGUAAAAGCUGUGAAUAAGGUAAACCCAAAGGUGAGUAAAAACCACUGGAUCUCCACCGCCUCAUCCGAACUGAUAGAUGCUAGAAG